GAAGGCGUAGGCGGAACGUUGCUUUCGCUUUUGCUUGUUUGUCGCGAUGACGACGUACAGCGUCAAAGUGUCAGCGAAAGAUGAAGCUCGCUGCUGGCAAAACCACCAAAGAAUUUGGUGCUCCAAAUUAAGGCCACUGAAGGUGUAAAUCCAAAGUGGCUACUUUCCUCCAGUCUGUCAAGAUAAACACAGUUUUCAUUCAUUGAUUGCAAAUAGAAAAAAAUAGCCCUUUUUUCUGGACUAACUUAAUUAGAUGUUUAAAAUGCAUAAAAUAUUAAACUCUCUGCUUUUAAAAUGACCCAAACUAUUACCUACAGUAUGUAUACAAGACCAUACGGUGAAAUGGCAGAUGGAUUUCCUACUCUGGUUAACAAAGUGACCGCAUCUCUUAGCAGCGACGAGUCUAGGAUCCUGCUGUACCUUUGCACAGAUUUGUUCAACAACAGUUGUGUGGAAGAAUUAAGAGGACAUUUGCUGGCCUUUGCCCAACAGAACCCCAAUCAAGCAGGUCAACCUCAUUCUGGAAACGCUCUGCUGAUGGAGCUCAUGUUUCAAAUGAAGCGCUAUGAUUUACUACGCAAAGUUUUUGGCACCAGCAAACAACAAGUAGAAGGAAUUCUCAGAAAGGAGCGUGUUAUCUCAGAAUACAGGGUUCUAAUGGCAGAUGUGAGUGAAAACUUGGAUAAAGAGGAUUUACAAUCUCUUAUCUUCCUCCUGAGCAGUAUGCUGCCCAAAGAAAGAUCAACUAGAGCUACUAGCUUUCUAGAUGUGGUGGUGGAAUUGGAGAAAUUAAAUGAAGUAUCUUGUGAGAAGCUGGAUUUUCUUGAAGGUUGUCUUAGUAAGAUUCACAGAAAUGACCUUGUCAAAAAAAUUCAGGCCUACAGGAAUAGAGGUCAGAACAUACCCUGUGCAGCUCCGAAUACCUUUAAGGUCACCCCUAUGCAGUGUCAGUCUUUUGAAAAACCAGUGAGACAAUUACAGUGCUUUAAUCAUGAGUUCAACAAAUUGAAGCUUUCUGUGCCUGAAACAGGUACUCACUUUCAACAGGCAAUUACAGAGGAGUAUCAAAUGAAUCCUGACCAAAGAGGCCUGUGUGUGAUUAUUGACUGUGUUGGCUAUGAUGGAGAAAUGUUGAAGCACACGUUCGAGUGUCUGGGUUUCAAGAUUAUUUUCCACUCUCUUCUGGGUCUGAAGGAAACCCAGAAGGUUUUGGAAGACCUGAGCCUGAACAGGGUCCUUCAGAGGGUCAGUUGCUUUGUCUGCUGCCUCAUCAGCAGAGGAACAAACACUCAUCUGUUGGCUACCGACUCUAACAGACUCGGCAUCAACCUGAAGGAUCUCAGGCAGCUUUUCAAUGCAACCAAGUGUCCAAAAAUCUUCUUCACCCAGCUCUACAGGAUCACAGAAUCCCCAGUAAUGCCCUCAAUGGAUGAUGAAUACCUUGAGACAGAUGCACCAGCUUGCAGACAGUUUUCAAACUCAGUGAGUGUUCCAAUGCCAGCGGACAUCCUGUGGAGUGUCUGUACAGCAGAGGUAAAACUGCUGGAAGGGUCUGGGCACCAGUCGGUUUACCUGAAUGCAUUGAACAAUGCUUUAUUGAGGGGACAUGAGAGAAAUAUGCCUUUAUUGGAUGUCAUGAAGGAGGUAAACAGAAAUGUGUUGAGUCACAAUUCUGACAGUUACCAGCUUCAGCAAUCUCACACACUACAGAAAAAACUCUACUUAUAAUGACAACUCAACACAAACCCGUCUAUACUUUUCUUUCUUUUUUCUCACAAACGCUAGUAAAAAUGUUUUAGUCUGUAAACAAAAUGCUGCUGUUAGAGGAAAAUUUUGCAUAGCUACACACUGCCAUUAAUGCUGUAUUAUUCAUGUAUGUUUUGUUAUACAUUUAUAAAUUAAUAUUUAUUUGUCACUUGUGGCAGCUAAUACAAAAAUGUUCUCAAUUGCAGUCAGUACUAUUGUCCUGAAUACCCCAAGUCAUUAGUCUAGAUAUCAAGUUUAUUGCUUGUUAAAUGUUAAUCAGCAGCUUUACACGCGCACACUCAUACAAAUUACAUUUGGAUGCUCCAAAGCAGAAAAGCAAAGGCGACUGGCAGCGAAAACACUACAUUGAGCUGUGCCAAUGAAGAAUCAUCUUAAUCUAUCAUUAAAAUGGAUAUUACACAUUUGUUUUCACUGAACACAACUUAUAUUCCAUUUUACAUAUAAAACUCUAUAAUCACUUUACCGAUAAGUAUUGUCCAACAAUUUUAUCUUUGUCAAUGCAAGUACGAGUACAUAUUUGUUUUGUAACUAGCAUUAUAGACAAUUUAGUACCAAUUAAUCAAUGCACUUUCAAAGCCCUAAAUUAUUUAGACCCUUUUCUUAAAUGAUCCAUGAAUGCUUAAAUCAUUUAGGCAUUGAUUUUAAAAGUAGUGAUGAAAUUACAGUUUCUUAGACCAGGGGGUGCCUAAACUCGAUCACGGAGGGCUGGUGUCCAGCAGAUUUUAGCUUCAACCCCAGUUAAAAACAGCUAAUCAAGCUUUAUCUAGGUCUACUAGAAACUUCCAGGUAGGUAUGUUGAGGCAAGUUGGAGCUAAACUAUGCAGGACACCGGCCCUCCAGGACCGAGUUUGGGCACCCCUGUCUUAGACUUUGUUUUCAGAAGAACCAGAUGAAUUACAAUUACAUAGAUUUUUUUUUAUUUGAAGGUUAGUAUAUAUGUUUAUCAAUAUCUAAAAAAAAUAUCUAAAUAUUUUUGUACACUACUAUCGGAAACCUAAUGAUUGAUAGUCAUUUUGACUAGAAUGUCAUUGAAGGUCAAGGAAGAUGUGUAUUAGCAGAUUAAUAUAGAAAUGGAAUUACAAUUACAUAGAUUUUUUCUUUUUCUUUAAACGUUACUAUACAUGUAUAAUUGUCUGUAACUAUCACAUUAUUGUACUUCAUAACCUCCUUUUUAUAUUAUUAGAGUAUUAGAGUCCUAACAAUUAAUAGUCAGGUCGGCAGGAAUGUCAUUGAAGGAUCAGGAAGAUGUGUAUUAGCAGACUAAUAAGCUUUAUGAAUGAAUUGAACGUGUGGACAGCCAACAGUGUAACACUCCUGUUUUUUUAUUAUUAUUAAAAGUUACAUAAAUGCACAAAUAAA
This is a messenger RNA of Danio aesculapii, 3126 nucleotides long. It is a transcript of the gene cflara, whose product is annotated as CASP8 and FADD-like apoptosis regulator a. The record is from RefSeq and is a predicted model, not a curated record. The coding region runs from base 295 to 1728 and encodes 477 amino acids. The transcript is spliced from 11 exons. Lineage: Eukaryota; Metazoa; Chordata; Actinopteri; Cypriniformes; Danionidae. Gene Ontology annotation, biological process: negative regulation of extrinsic apoptotic signaling pathway via death domain receptors; proteolysis. Gene Ontology annotation, molecular function: cysteine-type endopeptidase activity; protein binding.